Molecule: messenger RNA, 4380 nt
Organism: Poecilia reticulata (guppy)
Lineage: Eukaryota; Metazoa; Chordata; Actinopteri; Cyprinodontiformes; Poeciliidae
Gene: erlin2
Product: ER lipid raft associated 2
Biological process (GO): SREBP signaling pathway
Cellular component (GO): endoplasmic reticulum; endoplasmic reticulum membrane
Molecular function (GO): cholesterol binding; ubiquitin protein ligase binding
Source: RefSeq, a predicted model, not a curated record
GCUCAGUAUGAGCGGAUGUGAACUUCAGGCAGAAACAGGAUGUCAUUGGGAUAGUCGGAGACCUUCCAGCAGGGGGCGCAAAUGCAACACUGCACAUCCUGAGAGGUUUUGUGAGACAGAACAGAAGAAGGUACUUCCUGUAUGUUGUCCGCUGUGCUGUGUUUUCACAUAAAAUUACAGGGAUGGUUCAGUGGGGGGCCAUAUUUUCCAUAGUAGCUGCUCUCAGCGGAGCGGCGCUGUUGGCCUCCGUGCACAAAAUCGAUGAAGGACACACCGGAGUGUACUACAGGGGAGGGGCUCUUCUCACUGCCACCAGCGGCCCUGGUUUCCACCUUAUGCUCCCGUUCAUCACCACCUACAAGUCUGUACAGACGACACUGCAGACUGAUGAGGUGAAGAACGUACCGUGUGGGACGAGUGGAGGAGUGAUGAUUUACUUUGACCGCAUCGAAGUGGUGAACUACCUCAUUCCAUCAGCAGUGUACGACAUAGUGAGGAACUUCACAGCAGACUAUGACAAAGCUUUGAUUUUUAACAAAGUGCAUCACGAGCUCAACCAGUUUUGUAGCGUUCACUCACUACAAGAAGUCUACAUCGGCUUGUUUGACCAAAUCGAUGAAAAUCUGAAGUUGACACUACAAGAAGAUCUAACAUCUAUGGCGCCUGGCCUUAUAAUCCAGGCCGUGCGAGUCACUAAGCCCAACAUUCCUGAGAGCAUUCGCAGGAACUACGAACUCAUGGAGAGUGAAAAGACAAAACUUCUGAUUUCCCAGCAGACACAAAAGGUUGUAGAGAAGGAGGCAGAAACGGAGAGGAUUAAAGCUGUCAUAGAGGCUGAGAAAGUGGCGCAAGUUGCAGAAAUCAAGUUUGGGCAGAAAGUUAUGGAGAAGGAAACUGAAAAGAAGAUCUCUGAAAUUGAAGAUGAAGCUUUCCUGGCCAGGCAGAAAGCCAAGGCUGAUGCUGAGUUUUAUACGGCACUGAGAGCCGCUGAGGCCAACAAGUUGAAGUUAACUCCGGAGUACCUCCAGUUGAUGAAGUACAACGCCAUCGCAGCCAACAGCAAGAUCUACUUUGGCAACGACAUACCUCAGAUGUUUGUGGACUCCGGCUCCGCGGGGAGCUCCAUCAAGGCCUCCGCAGCCCUGGACGUUAUUAGUGAUCAGGUUAUAGACCUGGAUUAAUGAAGAAAGUACUUGGACUCUUAGGACCACCCAGGAGUGGUGGGCUCUUUGCGGGUGGCAGAGGUGCUCUCCGUUACCAACAGAACCUGCUGCCGGGGCCAGUAUUUCUCAGACAAUUCAGAAUCAGUGCUGGGAAUCCUACUGGAAGGUAAAAUAAAAGUUCAUGCAAGGUUUCUUCUACUCUGUCCUGGAUAAAAGGUCACAUUUAAACUUAACUGUAGGUUAGAUAUUAUGUUCAGCUCUCCCAUGUCAUUCUGACUGUCAUUCAGCCAAAACAAAUGGCUUUCAAGAUUUAUUUUUGUUGCCUCUCUUCUUAGGGUUGAACCGACAGUCAUUGCAGUUACACAAUCACUGCUUUCUGCUGUAGCUGUUUCCUUUUAACAAAGUCAAUAGCUUUUUCUUUUUUUCUGGGUUCCACUUUGUGAGCCUGCCAAGCUGUCAGUGAGUCUCAUGGUUGGUCUGAGCCGAACAAAGUGCGAUUUUCAGUUCAUGCUCCUCAAUUAAAACAGGAUUAAAGAACGUGUUUCUGUGGGCCAUUUCUUUAGGUACUCAUCAGAUUGAUAGCUCACAAUUUAGAUGCUGAACAUUAUCCCACAAUUUACUUUUUAAGGUAGAUGUUUGACUCAUUUCAACAAAGGAAUAUUCUAGAACUCGUCUCCAGCGGUCUUGUAAAAAGCCUCCUAAAGUCUAAACGUCCCAUAACUUUAUAAUAUGCCAGAAGAAAAUUUUACAAUAUGAAGUUUUAAGUUUACCAAAAAAAAAAGGCGCCCUUGAAAUACUUUGUGACCUUGAAGGAGAGAGGAUUUAAAAAGAAUAUGUGAUGGAGAUCAGAGUAUGUUUCUUUAACAAUGGGUUCCCAGGAAAACACCUGCUGGGCCAGAUCAAAGCUGUGCUGUGACUCAGCAGCUCUUUAAAUGUGUGUUUGUGUCUUGAGUUGAGACUUAAUUACAGCCUGUCAUCCUUCAUUAAGACGGAUAAGGCUCUGAGGCUGUUUGAAUGUGGUCGAAAGCCCCACUUAUUACACCCAUGAGGAAACGUUUGACCGCAUCAGCCGUCUUUCUUUUGGUGACCUUAAAGGAUCUCAUUUUAUCAGUUCAUGCUGCAUUUUACUACAAGUCAUUCCCACUUCCAAUUUGUUCCUGUAAAUUAAUUAUUUCCACGUACUGGAACUACUUUACAUACUUUUUCAUGAUUUAUAAAGAUAAAACGUCAGAAAAGUACUCGGGUCUCAGGUGUUGUUUUGUUUUUUUUAUUCUAAAAGUUUUAUAGCCUAUAACCAGGGCUGGUUUUAGAAGAGUAUGGACCCCUGUGCUAGAGCCAGUUUUGGUUUCCUAUACCAAACGAUUUAAAAAAUAAAAAUAAAUACUUUACUAAUGCAAAUUACAGAACAUCAAUAAGUAGAUCCACACAUUUGCAGGUACAACUUAGUUGGUUUAAAACAUCUGCAGAUGGCUUCAUCUUGGUCCCAAAAAGAGGAUUUUCAAAUAUUUGAGUGUAGUUUCAAUUAACUAAAACAUAAUAUAUUAAUAAAACACCACAUGUGAAAUGAGCCCAGGACGUUAAUAUGAUUAUGCACAGUACCCAUUAAAAAAAAAACUAUUUCCCCCCCACCCUCCAAAAAUCUUGUGGCCCUGGGCUGCCGCCUUCGUAAGCCCUUUCUAAAGACUGAGCCAGCCUAUGACACCCUAUUUUUUGAUACUGAUCUCCGUUUUUGGGGCCAGAUGAUUCACGGAAAGAGAUUGUGAUGGCAGACAAAACCAAAACAAACCAGAACCACGUCUUGUAUUUGGGUAUUUUUCUGCAUUUACCAACUUAACCACCCAGCAGCAGACUAUGAAUAGCUCAUAUAAAUUAUUUUUGACUCAUCAGCUUCCAAACCAGGAAGAAAACAGCCCGUUGGUGGUUACAGACGUAUGGUAUGACAGACCCCCUUUCCCCUCCGUCACAAAUGGAAGAAUAUUAAACGAAUUGGCGAAAUUACCAGCGGCAUAGUGAUCUUUAGUCUGUUUAGAUGCAAGCAAACAGAAAAUUCCCCUUAAUAAAAUUAAAAACAGCUUUAAAGCUUCCUGUUCCUCUCAGUGAGAUCUGCUGGUAACUGUAUCAUAAUUGGAAAAAUGUGUUUUUUUGGAGGGGGUUUUCUUGUGGGCGUCAAAGAGGCACCAUCUGGUAGUGAGUCGGACUCGAUUUCCUUCUGACCUGCUUGACGAAUACGGGCCCUGAGCGCAGCAACGGACAGCACAAGCUUGAUGAAUGUACUGCGGUAGCUGCUCACUGUCUCAUUUAAAUCACUGCUUUAUUUGUAUGAUUGUUUUUUUGUGUGUGUGUGUACAGUGAAUCUAUAAUUCCUUUGAUUUGUGAAGCUGAAACUUUACUUCUUUUCUGUUUUUUCUGUUGAAUAACACGUGUUGAUGGCGUUUUUCGUAGGAGACUGUGCCAAGAGCAUCUUAAAUUAUGAAGCAGAAAAGAAGCUUUUUACUUUAGUUUGGACAUCCAAACUUAGACCGGUGUCAUCUGCUUGAGUCUGGACUUUUUUCUGCAAUCAUUUGAUGAAUGUUUUACUGGUUGUGUUGGAAAUUGUUCAACAGGAAUCAUUGGCAGCAUUAUCAGUCUGAAGGUGAAGGAGGGAACAUAAAAAUAAAUGUGGACAGAGACUAUAGAAACAUUUCACUGUGGACAAAAUUACAGGCAUUUUUAAAAAUCUUUACAAGGAGCAUGUAACGCCGCAUUAUGUAAAAACUCCACGAUAUGAUUUAAUGUAAAAAAAAUCAGCCUUUGCGUCAUUUUUUUGUGUCAUUAAUAAUGAUAAUUAAUGUCAUAAAUGUAAUGAAAUCUUUGAGCGCAUUUUGAAUCGUUUUGCCUUGAACACUUGAGUGGAUAUGAGUCUGAAAAGGAAACUAAAUGAAAAAAACUGUUUGGCUUUUAUUGACUCAAUUUGAAUGCAUCGUGAUUAGUAUUACAAGUAUGAUGAUUUGGAUGAACAUGAACAGUUUGUGAUUAUUGCAUAGUUUUGAAAAAGAAAAAAAAAGCUACCUCCACAUUUUGUAAUAAUCGGCACAAAAGGUAAUAAAAUCCUUCUACGUUCUGCUGCAUAUGUAAAACGUUACAUUUUACGUUUAUUAUUACAUAAUGCUUUUUUAAUUGUUACAUUUUGAAGCCAAAUUUUCGGAUAUUAACAUAAUGCUGCGUUACAGAGCAAAGA